Molecule: messenger RNA, 2394 nt
Organism: Morchella sextelata
Lineage: Eukaryota; Fungi; Ascomycota; Pezizomycetes; Pezizales; Morchellaceae
Exons: 4
Coding region: 1-2394 (797 amino acids)
Biological process (GO): DNA integration
Molecular function (GO): nucleic acid binding
Source: RefSeq, a predicted model, not a curated record
AUGCCCUUCGGCCUUACCAAUGCACCAGCCACCUUUCAACAUUUCAUUAAUGAUUGCGUCCGUGAUUACCUUGAUAUGUUCUGUACAGCCUACCUUGACGAUAUCCUUAUUUACAGCGACACCUUCGAAGAACAUCAAGUACACGUCGAAAAGGUCCUGGAAGCCCUACAAAGAAAUGGAGUACUGCUGAAACCGGAGAAAUGCGAAUUUCAUACACAAAGUACCACCUAUCUCGGCCUUAUUAUCGAACCCAAUGGUAUUAAAAUGGACCCAAGGAAAGUGGAGACGGUGAAGAAUUGGACCGUCCCCAAAACAGUUAAGGAUGACAUAUCAUUUGGAUGGACAUCCGAAGCCCAAACCGCCUUCAACGCCCUGAAAGAAGCCUUUACCACGGCGCCCAUUCUUACUCAUUUCGACCCGGAGAAGGAAAGUACUGUGGAAACCGACGCAUCUGACUAUAUCUCCGCCAGUAAAAAGCACUCCCCCGCCGAAUGCAACUACGAGAUUUACGACAAGGAAUUACUGGCAAUCAUUCGGUCUUUUGAGGAGUGGCGACCGGAACUUGAAGGGGCUGCAUACCCAAUCGCCGUGAUAUCCGAUCAUAAGAAUCUCGAAUACUUUAUGAGUACCAAACAACUCAACCGGAGACAAGCACGGUGGGCAAAAUACCUGUCACAGUUUAAUUUUGUUAUCAAAUACCGACGAGGGAAACAAGGAGGGAAACCGGACGCGUUGACAAGAAGAUCAGGAGAUCUCCCUGGAGAGGGGGAUGAAAGACAAUUGCAUCAGAGUCAAGUUGUGUUGAAGAAGGAGAAUCUCGAUGCAAAGCUAAGUUUGUUGGCGGGCUCUUUCUCAAAUGAGCCCGCUGAAAAGAACGCCUCACUGCAGGAAUUAUUCGAUGAAGGAUAUAGCGCUGACCCGUUUCCCCAAAAGAUACUGGAUAUGCGGAAUAAAGGCGAACGACAAUCAAAGGACAUAUCACUCGCCGAAUGCACCGAGGUUGAAGGCCGAUUGCUUUACCGAGACAGCAUAUAUGUCCCUAAUUACGAUCCUCUUAAGCUCCGAAUCCUUCAACUUUACCAUGACGCCGCCUCUGCUGGACACCCGGGACACGAAAAAACAUUCGAACUCGUCAGUCGGGACUACUACUGGCCCCUUAUCAAACCCAAUACCCAUGGAAAACUCGGCAUACUUCGACCUUUACCGAUUCCCGAACAACCAUGGCAGGAGGUAUCGAUGGACUUCGUUACGGGCCUACAGGAGAGUGAAGGGUACGAUGCAAUUAUGAUAGUGGUUGACUGGCUAACAAAGAUGCGACAUCUCCUGCCCUGCAAUACUACUGUCAACUCCGAAGACGUCGCCCGACUAUACCUGCGAAACAUAUGGAAGCUCCACGGGCUACCCACACACGUCACCUCCGACCGCGGUACGCAAUUUACAGCUAAGUUUUGGAAGACUCUUUUUAAACACCUCAACAUCGAAGCAAGGAUGUCCACCGCCUUCCACCCGGAGACCGACGGCCAAACCGAAAGGCUGAAUGCUGUAAUGGAGCAAUAUCUACGUGGGUAUGUCUCUUAUCAACAGGACGAUUGGGUAAAAUGGCUUCCUAUGGCAGAAUUCUCCGCCAACAAUCAGGUCUCCACAUCCACUAAAGCCACAGCAUUCUUCACGAACUAUGGCUUCCACCCCCGGUUUACAGUAACGAUUAAACCGCUUGACAUGACCCCAACAAGCAUCAAUGCUAAGGAUUUCGCCUCGAAGAUGAGAGAACUCCAUGAGCACCUACGUUCCAAUAUCCGCACAGCGCAGGAUCAACAAGAGCAGGCCGUCAAUACUAAACGAACGCCGGCUCCACGGUACGAUGUCGGUGAUAUGGUGUUUGUUUCAGCAAAAAACAUCCGAACCACGCGUAACUCCCGGAAGCUGGACUGGAAGAAACUGGGACCGUUCCCCGUUAAGGAAAUUAUAUCGCCAUAUGCGUAUCGAGUCGACCUGCCUAAAAGUAUGAAGAUGCACCCCGUCUUCCAUGUAUCAUUGCUGGACCCCGCUGCGAAUGAUCCUGUCCCGGAGCAAAUUCAACCACCACCCCCGCCCAUUAUCGUCGAACAAGAGGAGGAGUAUGCAGUUGAGGAAAUCUUGGACUCGCGAGAAUUACGGAACACUGGCCUGCAAUACUUUGUUAAGUGGACAGGCUAUACCGACCCUAUCUGGGAACCCGCCGCAUACCACGAUAAUACCGCCGCCGUUGAUAUCUUCCACAUACGCUACCCCGACAAACCUGGACCAUUGGAAGGAAAGAUUAAAGUUAAGGCUCGCAGGAGCUCGCGCUUGAAGGGAGGGGCUACCUUCAUGGAUCGAUUAGUGGAGGUACGGGGUUAUGAAGAGUCGGAUUAG